This is a messenger RNA of Myotis davidii, 1488 nucleotides long. RefSeq names its product disintegrin and metalloproteinase domain-containing protein 21. Lineage: Eukaryota; Metazoa; Chordata; Mammalia; Chiroptera; Vespertilionidae. Gene Ontology annotation, cellular component: external side of plasma membrane; sperm head plasma membrane; plasma membrane. The transcript is spliced from 3 exons. Gene Ontology annotation, biological process: male gonad development. Bases 1 to 1488 code for a protein of 495 amino acids. The record is from RefSeq and is a predicted model, not a curated record.
AUGAGGCUGGCAGGGGGCCCCGUCACCCUGAGGACGACACCCCUCUUGCUGCUUGGGCUCUGGGUGGUGAUGGCUCCUGCCCAGUGUUCUCAAAGUCGUCCCUCCUGGCGCUACAUCUCCUCCGAGGUGGUGAUUCCCAGGAAGGAGCUGCACCACAGCAAAGCCGUGUGGGCAGCAGGCUGGCUCUCCUACAGCCUGAGGUUUGGGGGCCAGAGACACGUCCUCCACAUGCGGCGCAAGAGACUCUUUUGGCCUGGACAGGUGGUGAUGAUGACUCAGGAUGACCAGGGGGCGUUGCAGGUGGACUCCCCCUUUUUCCCUCUCGACUGUUACUACCUGGGCUACCUGGAGGACGUCCCUCUCUCCAUGGUCACCGUGGACACAUGCUAUGGGGGCCUGGAAGGCAUCAUGAAGGUGGACGACCUUGCCUAUGAAAUCAAACCCCUCAAGGAUUCCCAGAGGUUUGAGCACAUCGUUUCUCAGAUCUUAGCCGACACCAACGCCACAGGACCCAUGACCAGGCUGGGAUACAAGGCACAGGGGCACCCCCUGCUGUCCAACGUGAACACCAGUGCAGCCUCCAGGGUCAGCAGUAAGCUCUAUGCAUCCCACAGAGGAAACAUGAAAGCCUGCCUCAUGAGUUCAAAUUCCAUUUAUACUCUGUACACAAAUAUGUCAGAAAACAUCAAAUUCCUAGUAUAUCUAGGGAGUUUAAUGGACUCCAUGUUCCGAGGCCUUGACAUAAGGUACUACAUCAGCAUCAUGGUCAUUUAUAAUCAGAGGGAUCCAGCCGAUAUGAACAACUUUGCGCGAAGGACCACCUGCAUCAUGAACAGGUACCCUGUGUUGACAGAUGCCUUUAGCAACUGCUCUGUGGUACACCUACAAAACUCCUAUAGUGAUAACUAUGCAGCAUGCCUCUACUUAACUGAAUUUGUCCAUGUAAACGAAAGCCUGACAGUCACUCGAUGUGGAAACUCUGAGGUGGAAGACACAGAGCAGUGUGACUGUGGGACCUUCAGUGAGUGCUAUAGCAACACCUGCUGUGAAACCAACUGCUACUUCACACCCGGAAGCAUUUGUAACAGAGAAAUAUGCUGCACAAACUGCACCUACACACCUGCGGGGACGCUCUGCAGACCGAUCCAGAACAUCUGUGAUCUUCCGGAGUACUGCAUGGGGCAGGACACGAGGUGCCCUGGGAAUUUUUAUCUCCAAGAUGGAACCCCGUGCACCGAGGACGGCUACUGCUAUCAUGGCAAUUGUACCGACCGCAGUGUGCACUGCAAGGAGAUCUUUGGGGAAGGCGCGCUGAAUGCUCCAAAACACUGCUACGAAAUUAAUAGGCAGGGAAGCCGAUUUGGACACUGUAAAAUUACUCAUCUGUUCAAUCCAGGCCGUUGUUAUGGCGAUGACUAUCUGUGUGGACGCCUACAGUGUGUGAACAUCACUCAUAUGCCUCGGAUGCAGGAACAUCCAGUAAUGUGA